AUGUCUGGGUCCUCGUCUCCGGCUGGAAAGCCUGACAAGACAAUGUCAACCAAUUUGUUGACGAUGAAGUUUAUGCAGCGUGCUGCAGCUUCGAAGGAAGCGGCCUCCAAGGAAGCAGCCUCCAAGGUCAUUCCACCCUCGUCUGAAGACUCCAAGGGUCGCAAGUCUAAGCGCCCCCGCUUGUCCACCGAGGCUGAAAGCCCCCGCAACUCCGAUAUGGAUGCAAUUGCAGCGGCGCUGGCAGCCGAGGAAGAAAAGCGACAGCAGGCUGUCGCGCGUGCCGCCGCGGAAGCGGGUGAGACGCAUUGGGUCCUGGAUGUUCCUGCUGCACCACAACGCAGCUCCCAGCCUAUGGUAAUGGCGGCAGACUCGCUAGAUGCAGACGACGACGAUUAUUCUGGUGGUCGGCAAGCAUUUGGCAACUUCAAGCGCAAGGAGAAGAACCCACCACCACCUCCCCCCAAGAAGGACGAGAAGAAAUACCAGAAUGACGAUUAUGAGGAUGAUGAGAUCGUCAACCCGAAGAACGCGUACGAGGUUGCAGCAAAUGAGAAACAGAAGAAAACCGCCAAACUUCACAAGGAAAGAGAUGACGAGUAUUGGGAAACCAAGAGACUAUCCGGCAUGACCGGUCUCUCUGGCAAUAACGCCCGAAAGAUGGGAGCACCAACCCCUGAAAAGAAUAAGAAGAAGAAGCGCAAGAGUCGGUAA
Molecule: messenger RNA, 711 nt
Organism: Penicillium olsonii
Lineage: Eukaryota; Fungi; Ascomycota; Eurotiomycetes; Eurotiales; Aspergillaceae
Source: the annotation of a GenBank genome assembly